Messenger RNA from Brassica napus (rape), 453 nucleotides. RefSeq lists its product as uncharacterized. The transcript has a single exon. Bases 1 to 453 code for a protein of 150 amino acids. The record is from RefSeq and is a predicted model, not a curated record. Lineage: Eukaryota; Viridiplantae; Streptophyta; Magnoliopsida; Brassicales; Brassicaceae.
AUGGCUAAGAGUGAAGGGUUGAGUUCAAGUGCAAGGUCAUCCUAUAAGAAGAAGUUCGGCGGUCCCUUAUGCUACUGGAAGAAACGAAUGAGUACGGCGAAGGCAUGGACAGAUGACAAUCCGGGUCGAAGGUUUUGGUUGUGUGAUUCUCAUGGGUUCGUCAAUUGGGUUGAUAAGGAGGAGCAAAAUGAAUGCGUGAUGGAUCGUCAGAGAGGAGAAAUAAAAAAUCUUAAACAGUUGCUUAGGACAACUUCUCAAGAAGCCCCAGCUGGAGAUUCAACUGCAUUACUGUUGGAGGAAGGGAACAGACUCGCAGAGGAGAAAGAGAAACUUGAAAUUGCACUUAUAACAUCAGUUGAAAAAGAGAAAUUACUAAGGCAAUUCAUUGGUCUUUCGUGUGGAGGCUUCAUUGUUAUCAUAAUCAUUAUGGCCGUUAUCAUGGUGAAGAAGUAG